AUGACAUCUUUUCCACUGUUUAAUGGGAUAUUUACAUCUCAUCACAUAAAGCAUUCUUGGGGAGAGAUCCAGGCUCUUUCAAACAAAGACGCACGUAAUGAAAAAUCAAAUCCGUAUAAAAAAGCUCGAAUAGGCAGGAAAGUCGACAUGAAAGGAACAUCAUUAAAAACAUCAAAUAAAUUUGAGGCAAUUUUUGGGGAGGCUGCAGGUGGAUUAGGUCCAUUUGGUGCUGCUGCAGCUUGUCGUAAGAAGCGAUUCUUAGACAAAGUAAAAUUGAUGGUUAUCAUGCGAGAUAGUUUAAAUCGCCUGUUUAAAGAUUGUGACUAUGUGUCCGAUGAAGAAAUAUCAGAAGUUAUAGUUUACGCCUGGCUUCAGUUUGCUGAACUUUUACGCGAUGUAUAG
Dentiscutata heterogama is the source of this 402-nucleotide messenger RNA. The record is from the annotation of a GenBank genome assembly. Lineage: Eukaryota; Fungi; Glomeromycota; Glomeromycetes; Diversisporales; Gigasporaceae.